AUGAAACUGGCUCAUAGCACCCACGCCGGUUCGGGCUCUGUUUCCCGGGUUUCCAAACCAGAAACGGUCAAAGGUUUGAGAAAAUUGACCUUUCAGCAUCGAGAAAGUGUCGUUAAUAAAAAAUCUGAAACCACUGAUAAUAAUUCUGGUAAUAAUUCUUUCAUUGGAACCAACCUAAAAGCCCAGAAAGUCAUUGAGGAGCUCGAUGCCUUCAACAGAACGCUCAGCAAAACGAAACUUAAUGGGAAUGAUAUUCAAUUGAUACUUUACUUGAUUGUACAAAUCAAGCCGUUCAAAUACGUAGGAGAUCGUUCGGUGAGCCAGACAUAUAAAUGGGAAUUGGUGCAACGAAAGUAUGUGGAAAUUAAGACCAAAGAGUAUCAGAGACAAACCAAGGUAGUGGCUCCUACAGUACGGACGUUACAGCGACAAUUGGCUUCUGCUAUAAAGAGAGCAUCAGUAAGAAUGAAGAACAAAGAAAAUUCAAUUGACAAUAUCACUCAAGUUCUCUGUCAAAUCACCCGAGAUACAAGUGUCGAGGAGCUAGAAAAUGCUACUUUUCAGCUCAAUAUAUUCAGCGAGAACCUCAAAGCAGGAAGAGAGGUUCCUGUGGAAUCUUUGGUUUCCAGCGAAGAAUUCGAGAUUGUUUCAGAACUGGUUUUUAGUCUUCCAAGAUUGUCGCUGAUGUCCAGUCUGACCUCCCAAGACAAGAUAGUACCCACCUUCCACGAAAGUAAGCGACUACUCGAAACUACUCGAAAUCAGGUGGAAAGUGCUCUCAAGGCUGAAGACCCAAAGUCACUAAAAUCACUACUAAAAACGAUAGAAAGACUAACCAGCGAAUGCGAGCAAACGAGCUUGACGGAGAACGAAAGAAUCAUGAAACAAACCCGACUUUUCGUGGAACAAAAAUUGGAAGAAUGCACAAAAACCAUUGAGCUGUCCAUGAGAGAAUUGGUCGAACAGCAACAGAAAAAUAAGGCAUUAAUGGAAAGAGUAAUUGCCCACAUAGGUCUGGAGUAA
Messenger RNA from Meyerozyma guilliermondii ATCC 6260, 1023 nucleotides. RefSeq lists its product as uncharacterized. The transcript has a single exon. NCBI's taxonomy places the organism in Eukaryota, Fungi, Ascomycota, Pichiomycetes, Serinales, Debaryomycetaceae. The record is from RefSeq and is a predicted model, not a curated record. The coding region runs from base 1 to 1023 and encodes 340 amino acids.